ACGUUUUACUUUUUAGUGUGUUCCAAUUUGCUAAAAUUUUAUAAACAUAAAACAUGUUUCGUUCGUCAUCGGCCGUACUUUAUGUGUCUCUGACCUCUAUUUUAUAAUCUUUUUUCGAAUUCGAGUCUCGAGAGUGUUGUGAAGUGCUGGAAUGUUCUACCUUAGUAUACACAUAAGCCGACAUCCUACAGACUCUCAGAUCCCGCAACUAUAACAGCGGGAAACCAAUUAUAUAGCGAAAACUUAUCAAUUUCGAGAGUUCGGUAGAAUCGAAACCUUGACGUAACUCUUCUUGAAAACACACAACAGCUGGUAAGAGACUGCAACGAUGACGAGUAAUAUGAACCAAUGGUACUCCAAGUCGUCCAUCAUGAAAGACUUGGCCCAAGUGACAGGAACCCGUAUGGAUUCAAUUGAAGUUGUUGAUGAAACACCACCACCCAGGAGAUAUUACAAUGAAGAUAUGUCAGAGAUUAUGGAUAGAUAUGGGGAAAUUAUGACAGAAAAUGUACCAAAUGUAGCUCUGACUCCAGAUCUCAACGGCAUUACACAAAUGUUGAGAAUGGUUGAGAAAGAGACAGUUGAUCAGUCAAAAUAUAACACUGCGGAAAACCCACCUGUCGCUAAUGAUGAUAUACUCACAAUAAGCAAAUUAAACCCUGAGGUGAAAGAGUUCUUGCCAGGAGGAUGUGCCCAAGAAAAUGGUGUUCCAACUACUUCAAAUGCAAAAAUUCCAUCCAAAGAAUUGAAAUCUAGUCCUCAGUGCAAUAGUAAAGUGGAAAUAGAAGACUUGCCUCAUAUUAGCAACGGCAAUGAAAAAAAUGGAGAUACGGCUUUGCCAGCCAACAAUAUUAAAGAAAUGAGGGAACAACUAAAAACGAAAAUAUCGAGUAAUGCAAACAGAAAUUGUGUCAAAAGCAAGCGUGAGAAGAACAUUGCCAUAGCUUCAUUGCUGAAGCUCUGCUUACAGCCACCAGAAGGAAAUUCACAGAACAUAAAUGGAGAUACAAACAAAGCUCCCUUAAAACUUCUACCGCCCGAUUACUAUGAGACUACCAACAUUAAGGAUGCAAAUGGAGCUCUUCAAGAAAUAAAUGGAGCAUCAGAUAAGUGUGACGAAUUUGGAAAAGAAAAUACUGUUAUUGGUCUACCCAAAUUAAAUUCUACUACCAAUGACAAUGCGAAUAUGAACGGAAUAGUUUCUACGACAAAUAUCCAAUGUGAUGAGGAUGUACAGGAUUCCGUUAAGAAGGUGGAGAAUUGGCUGGCGCGUGUGAACUUAGAAAAUGAUGAGAGCCCUGAACAAAUUUCACCAGAGAAGGACCAAUCUCAAAGUCCUCAAACCCCGCCCAAAAAAACAAAGAAAGCUACCGGUCCUCCAACCUUAUUCCUCGGGCCGGUGACGUUUAAAAAGAAGGAAGUCGUUAAAUCCAACUCACCGAGUAUAUCAUCGGAAGCCACUACCAGAAAGACUCCAACCUCAACAUACGUCCCCUCAGCGUAUGCAAGUGAGCUCUCUCGCUCGUAUAACGAGAGGGCCAAAGCUAGGAACGAAAUACGAGAUGACAUAUUCAGUAGAUUGUAUAAGGAACUAGACAAAAGAGACGAGGCUCAUAAAAAAAAACUGGCCGAGGCUGAAUUAGCAGCUACGGUGACAUCCGACCAAGAUGACGAAGACAUAGUCAGUAAUAUGGUGCAAAUUACAGAACCAUAAAAUGUAAUUGAGAGAGAGGAAAUUUGGUAUUUUUACCAAUGGAAAAAGCUUAUAGCAGGUAAUGUUUAUAACCCAACUGUAGAUAUUAACCCGUUGAUCAUGAAAAAACGAGACACAAUAGAAUUUCUAUUGUGUCUCUGUCACCGGUGACUGUAUGGGGCUUGAUGAAUUAAUGUGUUCAUAGGUCUUUGUAAGUAUAAUACAAAUUAAAGCUAUGCAAAAGUGUGUCUGUCUGUUAGCUCUUCAUGCCAAGCCGAUUUUGAUUAAAUUUGGCUAGCGGAUACAUUGUAUCCUGCAAAGGUACACAUAAUAGAUUUUAUCUCGAUAUAUAGUAUGGUUCCCGCGCGAUGGACUUCUGCGCAAAGUAGUUGCGGGCAAUAUCUAGUUCUUAUUAUAUAAGUAAACAAAUGUUUUAAACAAACUUACUAGUUAAGAAAAAAAGGUAAACCAUUUAUAUAUGGUGUUAAACAAUAAAUUACACAAUACACAUAAUAUCUGGGGUACGGCAGUGCACCGCCAAGACGAGCCUAGCGAAGCGCAAGAGUUAUUUGUUAAAAGUAAAUAUUUUUCACCCAUAGUGAAUUUAACAAAUAAUAAGUGUAUUAUGUAGUAGUAUCUAUGUAAACCAAUCGUGAAUUAACGAUGUAUUAUAUUAUCAGCAGUCUUAAAUUCACCAGAGUUUUUAUAAAAAUAGUUCUUAAGCUUCGGUCAAACCUGCGCGACCAAAGCGACAGCGAAGCGGGAGCGUCCACGGCAGCGUUGCCAGACGUCCCGAUUUUUAAACCAAAUUAAAAGACCCGCAAGGGAAAGGCUCAGUCCCGCUUUUCAGGGAUAACUCUACGUGCAGCGUGCUGACUGCUGAGUAAAAAAGGUGCGUAAUGAAGAUAGGCGUGUGGGAGAGAGAGGGGAGAAUUUUCUUUGGCUACUUUUGCUAUCUAUUGUCACGUAAACGUGAUAUAAUAUUACGUUUUUUACUAUAUCCCGCUUUAGACGAAAAAAAUCCCGACUUGGCAAAAAACAUAUCUGGCAACGCUGGUCUACGGCUACGUCACCAUCAGAUACGGCGCGGCGCCGUCACCGUGUUACGGCACGACGCCGCCCGCUACCGUGAGUCGUGACACGGUGCCGCAAACGGUGCACCGCGCGCCCCUAUUCCGGGUGAAACUUCCGAACAAAAAUGGUGUCCAAACUUAAACGAGGCAUAUGAAAAUGCAUAUGAAAGUCGCGUAAUGCAAAUAUUGUCAUUUGUCCCACUUAAUUUUAGCGCUGCAUAUUUCCUUCUGAAAUGACUUCCGUCUGGGUGCAUUGUACAAAUAUACGGAUUUGCCCAAGUUCCUCUGUUUCUGUUUCUUUUUUAAUCUCCGUCUUAGUAAUAACAAGAGAAUAAUUCUUUCGCGAUCCAUAUCCAGACAAGCACUUUCGUUCGAGCGCAAAUAAUUAUAGACUGAAUAGGUACACGGGUCGGUACGAGCGGCACCGUACCACGGUGGCGGCGUCGUGCCGUAGCCCGUAAGGGCGAUUAUGCA
Aricia agestis (brown argus) is the source of this 3240-nucleotide messenger RNA. RefSeq lists its product as uncharacterized. The transcript has 5 exons. Lineage: Eukaryota; Metazoa; Arthropoda; Insecta; Lepidoptera; Lycaenidae. The coding region runs from base 329 to 1714 and encodes 461 amino acids. The record is from RefSeq and is a predicted model, not a curated record.